This is a messenger RNA of Bemisia tabaci, 2571 nucleotides long. RefSeq lists its product as uncharacterized. The record is from RefSeq and is a predicted model, not a curated record. Gene Ontology annotation, molecular function: protein binding. Lineage: Eukaryota; Metazoa; Arthropoda; Insecta; Hemiptera; Aleyrodidae.
CUAUUUGCUAGGACGGACGGAUUAGAGAGGUCAGUUAUAGCCUCGACGUGCUUCUCAAAAUUUUCAUGGGAUUCAAAUUUUAAAUUUUACUUUAGGUUGCUCAGGAAUCCAGGUUUGUUCGUCAACAUUCCUUACGCACCUGCUCGCAGCUUUUAACAGGUACACGAGGGCCAGGUCCUGUAACCGAACCGGACCCUGCCAAAAAAAUGAUGCUGACUCUGGUUCUCCUUUCGCUGAGCCUUUACGGAGGAUCCUAUGGAACGCCUCAUGAAGCCGUGGUUGUCACCGAACCUGAGUGCCUUUCUUGCCAUGAGACAUCCUCGGAUCUGGUCCUACCGUUGGUAGGCGAGGUUAUCACCGGACCGGGGUAUCUUCCGGGAGCCUACCCGAAAACCACGACUCUGGACGAUGCGUUCGUAGGCGAGGGUAUCGAAGGAUCGAAGUAUGACGGACCACCCCUCAAGAACGCGGCUCCGCAAGGGACACUGCUCAACCGGAACGGCUGGACGGUGACUUGCGACAGCGCCCACGCGGGCAACGAAUGCGCUAAGGUGCUCGAUGGGGAUCGUAACACCUUCUGGCACAGCGAGUAUCAACCCAAAUCGACGCCUCUGCCCCACACGAUCACCAUCGACAUGAAGGCUGUCCAGAUCGUGAGUGGACUCGCUAUGCUCCCCAGACAAGAUAAAAAUACCAAUGGUUUGAUCACUGGGCACACUAUUUCCGUCAGCGAAGAUGGGACGAACUGGCAGCGUGUAGCGUUUGGUACUUGGGCUGCGGAUAGUACAGAAAAGGUAUCUGAAUUUGAGCCCGUCAGAGCGCGGUAUAUCCGACUCGUGCAUACAACAGAGCCCAAGAACCAAGCCUUGACCUCCAUCGCUGAGCUCAACGUGUACACCUACCCUACGUACACCCCCCCGGACCCGAGCCUUGGUGUCUGGGGACCCACGAUCGACACCCCGGUCAUCCCCGUCGCAGCCUCCAUUCUACCCAACGGCAACGUCCUCGUGUGGUCCUCCUGGGGGAAAGACACGUUCGUCAAAGGUCCGCUUACCGUCACAAUGACAGCCACCUACAAUCCUAAGGAUGGGACCGUCUCGCAGCGCACCGUCGCCAAUACAAAGCAUGAUAUGUUCUGCCCUGGUCUUUCCCUCGAUGUCAACGGAAGAGUCAUUGUCACAGGCGGAAAUAACGCUCCUAAGACUAGUAUAUACGACCCAGCCUCCGACGCUUGGAUCGCGGCGGCGGACAUGAAGAUCGGGCGAGGCUACCAAUCCUCAUGCACAUGUUCCAGCGGCCGAAUCUUCGAAUUGGGCGGAUCAUUCACCGGCAACAGGAAAGUCCUCAAAAACGGAGAGAUCUACGACACCAAAACAAACACAUGGACUCUUCUCCCCGGGUGCCCCGUGAAGCCCAUGCUAACAGCCGAUAAGAAAGGCCUGUUCCGUUCCGACAACCACGCCUUGAUGUACGGUUGGUCGAACGAAACGGUGGUCCAAGUCGGGCCCAGCAAAGCCAUGAACGUGUACUUCGUGUCCGGCACCGGUGGUCAGAGAAGCGCCGGUUUACGCUUGGACGACGGGGACGCCAUGUGCGCCGCCUCCGUCAUGUUCGACGCCGUCGGGGGUCAAAUCCUAGUCGCCGGCGGGUCACCCAACUACGACGAUACACCCGCCACGACCAACGGCUACGUCGUCACCGUUGGUUCACCCAACACCAACUUCGCCGUUAGGAAGACGGGCAACAAAAUGGCCUACCCGCGUAUCUUCUCCAACUCCGUGGUCCUGCCGAACGCGGAGGUCUUCAUCAACGGGGGUCAAGCCGUCGGGUUGCCGUUCAGGGAGGACGGAGCCCAGUUGACCUCGGAGAUCUACUCCCCCGACGAUGACCUGUUCCGAUUGGCGGCCUUCAGUAUCAUCCCCCGGGUUUACCACUCGCUUUGUCUCUUGAUGCAGGACGCCACCGUCAUCUGCGGAGGCGGCGGUCUCUGCGGAAACUGCAAGACGAACCACUUCAAUCUCCAGAUAUACACGCCGUCCUACCUGUUCAACGACGAUGGGAGCAAAGCGGUCAGGCCUGUCAUCUCUAGCGUGUCGGUCACUAAGAUCAAGCCUGGUGGAAGACUGGACUUCGUGACGGACAGUGACGUUGUCUAUGCGAGUUUUGUGCGUUUGGGGAGUGCCACGCACUCGACGAACACGGAUCAAAGGCUUGUGGAGCUGGAUCUGAACGAAAAGGAUGUUGAUAACUCUUAUUAUGUGGUCCUACCGACGGACCCUGGGAAAUUGCUCCCGGGGUACUGGUGGCUGUUCGUUCUGAACGAGGACGGCACGCCGAGCAUCGGAACUACAAUACAGGUUACUUUACCAUAAAACAGUAAUACUAUUUCAUUUGGACUACAUUUUGUGAUUAGAAACUAUAAUUUAUAUUCCCCAUCUAUGAAAACACUUACGUGUUUAGGGAAGUGAAUGAUACAGAGGUUGUGUCGAAACUGAGGCAGAUAUUUUAGUUCUGGUGACAAGUGAAAAUGUUCAAUUUAAAAUGUCUAACUGUAAAAAUGUCCAAUAAAAA